Ipomoea nil (Japanese morning glory) is the source of this 576-nucleotide messenger RNA. RefSeq names its product RNA-directed DNA polymerase homolog. Lineage: Eukaryota; Viridiplantae; Streptophyta; Magnoliopsida; Solanales; Convolvulaceae. The transcript has a single exon. The record is from RefSeq and is a predicted model, not a curated record. The coding region runs from base 1 to 576 and encodes 191 amino acids.
AUGAGGUUGUGUAUUGACUACCGGGAGCUGAACCAAGUUACCGUUAAGAACAAAUACCCUCUCCGAAGAAUAGACGACUUGUUUGACCAACUCCGUGGCGCAGGAGUGUUUUCCAAAGUUGACUUGAGGUCAGGAUACCAUCAGAUAAGGGUAGCAGACAAGGAUAUUCCUAAGACUGCGUUUCGGACUCGGUACGGUCACUACGAGUUUACAGUUAUGCCGUUUGGGAUGACUAAUGCCCCUGCAGUUUUUAUGGAUCUGAUGAACAGAGUGUUCAAACCCCACCUCGACGAUUUUGUGAUCGUGUUCAUCGGCGAUAUUUUGGUCUAUUCGAAAGAUAAGAGAGAGAAUGUUGGACAUCUUCAGACGGUACUUCAGAUCUUGAGGGAGAAGCAGUUGUAUGCCAAGUUCUCUAAGUGCGAGUUUUGGAAAGACAGUGUUACGUUUCUAGGCCACGUGAUUGAUAGUAGAGGGAUUUCUGUGGAUCCGGACAAGAUACGGGCAGUGAAGGAUUGGACUGCACCUUCAUCGGUGUCGGAAGUAAGAAGCUUUCUUGGUUUAGCAGGUUAUUAUUGA